Messenger RNA from Capsaspora owczarzaki ATCC 30864, 615 nucleotides. RefSeq lists its product as hypothetical. The transcript has 3 exons. Gene Ontology annotation, biological process: protein import into mitochondrial matrix. Lineage: Eukaryota; Filasterea; Ministeriida; Capsasporidae. Bases 49 to 564 code for a protein of 171 amino acids. The record is from RefSeq and is a predicted model, not a curated record. Gene Ontology annotation, molecular function: ATPase activator activity. Gene Ontology annotation, cellular component: PAM complex, Tim23 associated import motor.
CAGUCAUUGUUUUUUUGCUUGUAAAUACACACCCCAUUGACUUUUUGUAUGACAACAAUGGUCCUGAUUGGAACUGCCCUGGCUGCUGUGGGCGUCGCUGCUCGCGCUGUGAUUCGCGCCUCUCGUCCGAUUGCUCAGCAAGCAGCUGCGUCUGCCGCGCUGCCUGGGAAUGCGCCGUCGCGAGCAAACACAACGGCAGGGGCCAACGGCGGGUCUGCAGGCGACAAGGCCGCCGCCAACGAUGCCGCCAAGAGCGCUGCUGGCGCGACAGCCGGCCCGAACGGCGGUGCACCAACGUCGCAAGGGUUCUUUGGCAACCUGUUCAACAACCUCACACAAAAGCGCUACGACAAGGGCGGAUUCGAGCCCGUCAUGACUCGGCGAGAGGCUGCUUCCAUUUUGAACGUUGGCGUUAACGCGCCCAAGGAGAAGAUCAAGGAGGCGCACAAACGCGUCAUGGCCAUCAACCACCCAGAUCGCGGUGGUUCGCCGUACAUUGCCGCCAAGAUCAACGAAGCCAAGGACUUGCUCGAGUCCAAGAAGCAAAUGUCGUCCGACCGGUGAUUCUUUUGUUUCAAAAACAAUGUUAUUAUCCAGAGUACAAUUUUGUCCGUG